AUGAGUUCUAUUGGCGGAACCUCUCCGUUCCACUUCUUUCAUUCCCUGUUACUCCUACUAGCCCUUUUCUCAGUCGGAACACUCUCGCAGGCGAGAUGUAGUAAGGAAAACCUUUGCAAGACCGGCUGCUGCAGUAAGGAUGGCUUCUGCGGAACAACCGACGUGUACUGCGGCGAUGGUUGCCAGAGCACAUGCGACUUCCAGGCAGCCUGCGACGCCAAGAAUCCUUGCAUAGACGGUUCCUGCUGCAAUAAGACCGGCUUUUGCGGCUUUGGCCUAGACUAUUGCGCUUCCGACAACUGUGUUGGAAACUGUGACGCCAAGAGCGAGUGUGAUCCAGGGUUUGGCCAACAAUGGGCCAAUGCCACAGCUUGCCCUCUGAACGCUUGCUGCUCAGAAACCGGCUACUGCGGGACUACUCAAGAGUUCUGCGGCGAUAGAAAGUUUAGCAAGCCUACUUGCAACAAAAACUACCCCGUUCGUAGAGUUGUUGGUUACUACGAGGGCGGCGCGGCAAGACGAUCGUGCAACCAGUUCUCUCCCGACGACAUUCCAGCAGACGUUUACACGCACAUUAACUUUGCUUACGCUGUUAUCGACCCUGUCACCUUUCGGAUUACGCCGGCAUUCGAAGACGAUACCAAGACCUACCAUGACCUCGCCAAAGUCAAGCGCCGCCACCCUAGCCUCAAGGCCUUCAUCAGCGUUGGCGGCUGGCAGUUCGGUGAGGGCCCGACCGAGAAGGUCUUCUCGCAGAUGGUCGCCUCUGAGGAAAACCAGAGGGCAUUCAUAACUUCUGUUGUCUCCUUUAUCAACACAUACGACUUUGACGGCAACUAUGUCGUCUUUGCAGAGAACCUACAAGCGGCUCUCAGAAGCAACGGCCUGCGAGACGGCUUCUCUGUAACGGUGCCCGCUGUGUACUCAUACCUACAGUAUUUCGAUCUCAAGCAGCUGUCAGAUCAUGUCGACUGGUUCAGCGUCCUGGCUUUCGAUCUUCACGGAGCUUUCAGGAACCCCGACAGUUGGAUCAACAACAAACUAAACGCCCACACAAACCUCACCGAGAUUGCUGACACGGUCGACCUGAUCUGGCGAAGCGGCGUGCCUUCGGCCAAGGUCGUGAUGGGCUUGGCCUUUUACUCGCGAACCUUUACGGCAUCGAGCACCAAUUGUGUCUCCAAGGGCUGCCCCUUUGACUCGGCGGGCCGGGGAGAGAGAUGCUCGGACGAGAUUGGUCUUGUCAGCAAUGCUGACAUUCACCGGAUGCUGUCCUGGUCCGGUACCAAACCGAGACUGGACAAGGAGGCCGCUGUCCAGGUUGUCAGGUACGAUGACCAGUGGAUAACGUACGAGGACGAGACGACGCUUCAGAUCAAGCUAGACUUUGCGCGCAGCCAGUGUAUGGGAGGCGUCGCGGUAUGGUCUGUCAGCCAGGAUACCAACAGCGGCACCUACUCGCAUGCUCUACAAUCGGCCAUUAGCACCGUGAGUCAGGUCCAGACGCCAACCAAGCCAUCCAACCAAACCAGCCUCAGGAAGCGAGACGAAGGGGACCUCAAACUUGAGAAUGUUCCCCUGGAUUCGUGCAGAUGGACCAACUGCGGCGGAGCGUGCCCCUCAGGUUGGACUGCUAUCCUCCGUGAUGAGGAGGGCAAGAAUUCCAGACCAUAUGGGAGGAUUCUGGAUGCACGACGCCCGAGGUGCGGACCUGGUGCUGCCCCCCGGGAGAAGAGCCCAAGUGCAAGUGGAGUGCCUGGAACCACGGCAUCCUGCGACUCGGGAAGUCAACUGGCUUGUUGUUCAACCAAGACCAAGGAUGGACUGAUCAUUGACUCGAUGAGAAUCUGGGACAAGUGUCGAUGGGAGGGUGAGGAGCCGGUUUGCGGCCCGACCAACGGCCCAGACAAGCCCUGCUCUGAGAUGCAGGACGACCGACACCAUCGGCUUGCCAAGGCAUUCAUGGGUAGUGGAUCAACCACGUGCCUGGUGGGCUCAAAGGUGGCCUUUCACUUUGAGGUGGAACAGAACCUUUGCUGCAAGCCCAAAGAGGAAGAGGAUCAAAACCGAUACUGGGAUCAGUGCUUCUGGAACGCCGACGCCCUCGACGACGGACACUGCCGAGCAGGAUGUCCCCAAGCCUCUAGCCCGACAGGAUACACCAAGUUAGCCCUGAGUUCAAAUGGCGGGUGCGAGUCUGGGGCGGCAGCCUACUGCUGCAAGCCGACAGUCACUAGGAAAUACGACAAGGACAGUCUCGAGUCGUACCUGGAGAGCAAGGUGGCGGAAUGGGUUGAAUCCCCGACCUGCCCAGCCAAAGUCGAUAAGCGAUCCAUUGAAUCAGUCUCGACCGAGGCAUCAAUCAAGGUCGCUCACCGAGAAUUCGAUCCUGAACCGAGCCCUCAUGAAGUUCUUGAAGAGGUAGUCUAUGGGUUCAUAACCGUCGGUGACAACAACCACGAAUACGAGCACGUUUUGGACGCGCAGUUGACCAAGAGGUGGACCCACGUCACCUCAGACAAUAUCGACAUUGUCUAUAGAUACUCUGCCACGGUGAGGGACAUGGUCAAGGACAACAGAGACACUGGCACUGCAUCUCUGUUAUGUCGUCUGAACGAGUGGGACGACUUCAUGGGCAGUGGCGGCACGAACAAAACCCUCACCUGCAGCUUGUCAGACCUACCCGACGAACUCGACGACGAAUACGAGGCGCCGGAGAUCGAAAUCCCAAUCCACGAUGGCCUCAAGGCACGAGACCACGAUCUAGCCCCCCGUGCGAAGGGUGAAGGGAGAGCGCGCCCUAUCGUUGUUACAGUUAAGGGAAAUGCCAACAACAAGAACAACAAGAUCUACUGGGUCAUCUGGUCGCAGCCAUACUACUAUGGUGACAAAUUGGCUGAGAAAAACAAGGACAAGAAGUAUUAUAUGCUGGAAUUUGACCCAAACGACUGUGCGAAGGCCAAGAUUGUUUACACAGACCAAAAGAAUGGACAGAAGACCGAAGGAGAGCAUCUUCCCGAGCUCCAGACCAUGGGGGAUUUCUGGGGCUUCUUGUCUGAAGGAAGGAUCCCCGCCAUCAAUGAGUCUAUUGAGAACCCUCUAAUUGGCGAAGAGUUCGUCAAUGAACUCAACCCAGCGGGCUAUGGGCGAUACUGGGUCGAGACCUAUCUACAGACGAGCUUUGCCAGGUGGCAAGAAGAAUAUGGCAACACCUCCCCGAUGGACCAGAUCUUUCACGCCAUCGGUUCCCAAGAUGAUAGUUCGCACAUGGUUAACACCCAUAGUGUCGUCAAUAACAUGAAGGCCAUAAUAUGGGGUAGGAAACAGUUCAUUGGUGAAAGGAAACUGGGAAGAUACACCAGAGAUACGGGCAUAGCGACUACACGAGCGAUUGGGGCCAUUUACAAUGUUGCAAUCGGCGUCUUUCAAUACCUCAACCAUGACAACAUCGUAGAGUACAUGCGCCAGCAGAAUCUACUGAUAGUUCGUAUAUUAGAGGACGCCGAAAGAUUGAUCCGGCAACAGAUGGAGGACGACGACAUAGAACCCCCAGCCAACAUGAACCUUGCUGGACAAUGGCGAUUCUUUAUGAACGGCCUCUACGAACGCAUAGCGGCUCGCGCUCAACAAACUGCUCAAGAUAGAAUCCAGCGUAUCCGGCAACGCUGGGAAGCGCGCCUUUAUGACAACUUCUUUGCUCCGUGGAGGACUAAUGGUGGCAACGUCGAUGAGCCGGUUGAGGAACAGUAUAGGAUCACCAACUUUCUGUUCUUCCUGGACAGCAUAAGUAGGCGGGUAACCGAACUGAUGAAGCUGCCUAACAACUUUUGGAGCGACGACACUCACCCUGACAGCGGUCCUGGCACAGGCUCUGACGACAGCAAUGACAACGGCGGUGACAGUGACUCUGGCAGCGGCAACAGUGACUCUGACAGCGGCAACGAUGAUCCUAUCAAGGAUCCGGAUUGGGACCCGGAUGUGAACGAUAUCCCCCGACAGUGA
This is a messenger RNA of Fusarium keratoplasticum, 4002 nucleotides long. Its product is annotated as Chitinase. The record is from RefSeq and is a predicted model, not a curated record. The transcript has 8 exons. NCBI's taxonomy places the organism in Eukaryota, Fungi, Ascomycota, Sordariomycetes, Hypocreales, Nectriaceae. Bases 1 to 4002 code for a protein of 1333 amino acids. Gene Ontology annotation, molecular function: chitin binding. Gene Ontology annotation, biological process: carbohydrate metabolic process.